GGCUGAUUAAGCAGUGGGAGACGAGACAACUGAAUGUGUCCACUCUGCGCCUGUUUUAGUGUUUUUAUUUUCAUAAUAAUGAAAUGUAUGGACAGAAUUUGGAGCAGAAGCACAACUGAAUAAAGGGUGUGAACACAUGAACGCCACAUCCACAAUGGAAAACCUAACCCUGGCCUCCAACCAUUCAGAAUGCUACACGAUUGACAGCGAAUACAGGAGGAGGCCAUUUCUGUUUUUCUAUAUGGCUAUCAUCGUCACUGCCAUCCCAUCCAACGCCUUCUCCCUCUACGUGUCCUGGCAGCACAUCAGACAGAAGAACGAGCUCGGUGUGUAUCUGUUCAACUUGGCCCUGAGUGACCUGACCUUCACUAUCGGCCUUUCGCUGUGGCUGGACUUCCUGUGGAAAGGAGUUUGGGCUCAUGGAGGCUACGUGUGUGUGCUGUCUGUCUACUUUCUCUUCACUAACUUCUACACCAGCGAUGCUCUCCUCUGCUGCAUUGCUGUCGACCGCUACCUGGCAGUGGUUCACCCAUUAAAGUAUACUUUCUUGAGGAAAGUUAGCACUGCAGCAGCAGUCAGUGUUGCUAUUUGGGUGCUGGUGGUCUGUUUCAACGCCUUCACUAUCACCUGGGAGGACUCAUACCAUGAGAACAACAAGUUUUCAGUGUGCUUCGAUGUCUCCCUCCCACAGUCAGAGAGCCUGGCUCGGGCUAAUGUAGCACGCUUCAUCCUGGGCUUCAUUGUCCCCGUUCUCCUGGUGAUGUUUUCCACCUGGGGGAUCUGUAAGGCGGUGAAAUCCAAUCAGGCCACAGAGGAACAGGAAUGUAAGCGGAUUUCAAAGCUGCUGACGGUAGUUCUGCUCUGCCUUGUGCUCUGCUUUGGACCUAUCCAUGUUAUGAUGCUCCUCCGCACACUAGUGGAAGACUGCAGGAAAGUUGCAUGGCUCCAUUAUCCGUUCAAGUUCAGCAUAGCUGUCUCAACCCUCAACUGCCUUGCAGACCCUCUCCUCUACUGCUUCAUUACUAGAACAGGGAAAGCAAAUGUCAAUCAGGUUGUUCUAUUCUUCCAGGUAAAGAAGAAGAGCAAAGAUGAAGAUGUGGUGUAGGUAAAUAAAGUAUAGGACUUAAUAUAACUCCCUUGUGGUUAACUUAACAGUUAGACAUUAAACAGUAGGAUAUGACCCAGAAGAUAACAACUCAGUUAUAGAUACUGCUUCAACAACCCAAUCUCACUCCAAAGUCGUCAAAAUCCAGGGCUUGGACAGUGACUUGCAUCGUCAGAUAUUGACGAAAAAGCCAUCCUUUAACAUCAGCAUGAUGCUCGGCCAGUAGCUGUUACAGUUUAAUGGUGCUUAGCAGUAUCAGGGGGAAACGUAACGGGACAACAACGAAAGUUAAGGAAACAAAAGUCUGAGUGGGGUGGGCGGAUGGGUCCAACAAACACAGACUUUCACCCGGGAGAGUGGUGUUUGUGUCCCAUAGGAUUACAAAGCCAAGCCCUGUUCUUUUUUCCUGAACCCAACCAUGUACGUUCGUUGUUGAAGGGAAAAAAUAAUAAUUUGCGGUGUUUUCCCGCCGUCGUGCCUUUAUUUUGAAAGAGACUGUACGUAAAUGGUACAUUUCCUGUGUAAACGGAAGUGUAUUUUGAAAGAAGACAAUGCAUGUAACACCAUAACUUGACAUGGCGUCCCAGAAUGUCAACCUCCAACGCACCCAGGGUACUUUUUACUUUGUAUCUGGAGGUGGAAAGUCCAUGACCAAAUGUCAAUAUGAGACAAGGUCGGAGUGAGAAUGUGUUGGCUUCAAAUGUGAGGUAAUUCUCACUGAGCAAAAGUUUUUGUUACUGUCAUCAAAUGUCAUUAAAGGUCCAAAACCAGCAAUCGGUUAGUCUGUCUAAAAACUUUCUGAUACCUUGUCUCUAAUACUUUGACUCAACCCCACCACUGUUGGACGAAGUGUUCAGAUAUUAGUUAGGUAAAAGUACUGAUAACACACUAUGAAAAUGCACCACCACAUGUGUAAAAUUUACUUUAAGUAUCAAACGUUGUAUCACUCAGUGGGCCUCAUUCACCAAUGUGUGCACAGAAAUGUUCCUACUCUGCGUAUAAAACAAGUGUGCACACAAAACUACUGUUGGAUUAAUGACGCGAAUGUGCUGACCAAUUUGUUCCUACCAUCAUGACAUGUUUGUAAAUCAGAGUCACUGUAAUUGACAGGUGCAUGCCCACUAUUUGCACACUGCCACCUAUUUCUCAACAGAAAGUACAGUAUGUGUGCCUGGAGGUGUAUCAUGGAGAAAGCAAUAAAGUUGUGUACACGCACAUAUUAAGGCCCUGACACCUUAGUGUGGGGUCGUUGGUGAGCAUCUGUGAAUGUCUUUGCGGUCAGAAACAGCUGAGAGGCUGAGUUAAUUUUUCUUUAUCAAAACAUUUUUUGAUUAAUGCAGUUUUAAUAUACUAUGGAUUUAAUUAAAAGGUGUGUUUUUACAUUUUCCAAGACAGCAGGGCCUUCACAAUUGUGCAUACAGAAAGCCUGAGGCAGUUUUAAAUUUGUUUGCAAUGUAUGAACAAAUUCAGGUACACACCUAUGGGCAAAUUAGAGUCACCAAUUAACCUGACUUACAUGUCUUUGAACUGAGGGAGGAAGCCGGAGUACCCAGAAAGGACCCACACUGACAUGGAGAGAACAUGCAAGCUCGAAGCUCGAGUUCGAACUGCCCACCUUGGGUUUGAACCAGGAAUCUUCUUGCUGCACCACUGUGCCGCCCCCAUGGUCACUGUUCAGUGUUUCACUAUUAUAAAGGAUGUUUCUGGGUUGAAUUAACUACUUAAAAUACUACUGGGUAGUUCACUCUACAGCAAUGCAUCAUAUUCUACAGUAUAAAUCAUCAUAUGUUUGUAGUGUGGCUAUCUUGUGAGAUACACAUAUGUCCUACAGUCAACUUUUCAUGAGCUCAGAAAAAGCAGCCCUGUUUCAGCUUUGUGAGGACGCAUUUUCCAGCUGAAUCCAAGAGGGUUUUUAAAGAGUUUAUUUAUCUUAGAAAGUAGGAGAAUUUCCUUAACAGCCCACAAAGGAAUACUUAAUCCUUCAGUUAAUCUGAAAAAUUCCAAACAGAUUUAGAGAUACAUGGUUUUCACUGCACAUGAAGGCUGUGAAACACCAAAACCUCAAAGGAGACCAGCUGCCACACAAAAAUGAGUGGAGUAAAUAGCCAGGGCAAAGCCAGAUCUUGCAAACACUCGGGGCUUAGCCCAAACUUAAGGGGGGUCAAAGGCAUGCGAUUUCCUUUUAUGGCAGGUACAUGCACUUUGAGAUGAUAGAAUGUCUAAAAAUCUGUACAUUGUUUUGGAAAACCUUGAUAGCUGCUGAAGAAGAAAAGUCAUCCUGUUGAUCCUGCAAGGUUUUUUGAAUGUAAUUGUUCCCCAACUGUCUUCAUCAUUCUGAAACCAUAACACAGCAGAUACUGAGGAUGACUAAUUUUCACUGUUGACAAAGAAAAAGAGGCAAAAAUUCUCUGACGUUACCAUUUUUGAGUUACAUAACAAUUGUUAAGUAGGAGUUUGGUGUAAACAGCUAGCCUGUUCUUAUUCCAAAGUCAUCAAGUACUGUUGCUUUGUCAGUUCUUUCGGUGUCAUACACCUAAAGCCACCUUUCACAGCAGUGUGAUACUGGACCAAACCUUUUGCAGUGUUAUGAUAAGCCACCAGUUGGCCAGACAGCACCUGUCACAGCAGUACAAUACAUGGACAGGAAGCAUCAGUUCAUAACAUGGUCACACGGCACCUGUUGCGGCGGUAUGAUACACCACUGGACACUGUCAGGUCAUUCUCAGAACCCAGAGGCUGUAUCCGGCGUCUGACUUCCGUCAGACGGUGAUACAGCCUGUGGUGGCAGACCCCUGAUUUUUUGGCAUUCCGGUUUGAUUUGGGUGGAGGAGGCGAAUUUCCGUUUCCGACGUUUAUAUAUAAGUAAAUAAACUGAACCAUUGCGAUGGAUUCAGAGUUUGCAGUGACGCCAAUUAUGUUCUGCCUCGUUAGUUCACCGCACGGACCGCUUAACCUGGCAACAACUGCAGCCGGCUCAAACGUGAUUGGUCAAUAUCACGCGGACUACAAACAGCCUAGCACCGGAAACCAGGGCUCUUCCGCUCUUCUUCCGGAGGCAAGAUCUCCGGGGUUUGCCUACAGACUCUACAUUCACUGAAUGUAGAGUCUGUAUAU
Messenger RNA from Epinephelus fuscoguttatus (brown-marbled grouper), 4219 nucleotides. Its product is annotated as psychosine receptor-like. Gene Ontology annotation, cellular component: membrane. Gene Ontology annotation, molecular function: G protein-coupled receptor activity. Gene Ontology annotation, biological process: G protein-coupled receptor signaling pathway. NCBI's taxonomy places the organism in Eukaryota, Metazoa, Chordata, Actinopteri, Perciformes, Serranidae. The record is from RefSeq and is a predicted model, not a curated record. The transcript has 2 exons. The coding region runs from base 137 to 1105 and encodes 322 amino acids.